Messenger RNA from Formica exsecta, 1421 nucleotides. RefSeq lists its product as uncharacterized. Gene Ontology annotation, biological process: detection of chemical stimulus involved in sensory perception of smell; sensory perception of smell. Gene Ontology annotation, cellular component: plasma membrane. The transcript is spliced from 9 exons. The coding region runs from base 53 to 1282 and encodes 409 amino acids. Gene Ontology annotation, molecular function: olfactory receptor activity; odorant binding. Lineage: Eukaryota; Metazoa; Arthropoda; Insecta; Hymenoptera; Formicidae. The record is from RefSeq and is a predicted model, not a curated record.
UACUAUGAGAAAAAAGUCGUGUAUGAAGCGUCGAUAAAUCGAGAAAGGAUAAAUGAAUAUUCGAGUAUUGCUUUUCCGUCAAACUUGUGUCGACAGUCACAGAGAGAUGAUCUGUCUCGUGACUCAACAUUUUAACAUCAACCGAAUUCUGUUGCUUAUCAUUGGCUUGUGGCCUUAUCAGCGAUCGCCACUAGUUGAAUUUCAAUUAAUUAUACUUUACGGUACUCUGAUGACUUUUAUCGUAUUUCAGUUAACAUCAUUUACAACAUCGGAAUGCACUCUGAAUCUUAUCUAUACAGUUUUAUCUUCUGCAUUCUUUUUCAUUUGUUUGGCGAUUAAAUACAAUUCAUUUUGGAUUAACGCCGAUAUUUUAAAAAGUUCGCUGAAGCAACUUCAAGAUGUGUGUAAUGAGAUAACAGACAAAAAUGAAAUCGCUAUCAUAGAAAAGUAUGGACGCAAAGCGAAACGUAUUACGAUUGCAUUAAUAUUACUUGGCGUAUGCUAUCAAUUUAUUUUUAUUUUGCUAUAUAUUUGGCCGUACAUUCAUCACAUUAUGGUUCUCACAAACAAAUCUCGAUCACAUGCUUCGGUGCAUAUUAUGACAGAAUAUUUUAUUGAUCAAGAAAAAUAUUCCUAUUUAAUUAUGCUGCAUAGACACGCAGCAUGUUGCAUAGGCUCAUUGGCAAUGGUAGCGACAGGAACUAUGCUCAUAACAUAUCUUCAACAUACUUGUGCAAUGUUUAAUAUCGCCUGCUACCGUAUCGAGCAGGCAAUUGGUAUUUCACAAAAGACUAGUUUUAAAAAUGAGGAAAACAGUUGUAAGCAGAUAAUUCGUGCUGUAAACAUUCAUUGUAACGCUAUAAAGCUUAGCAAUUUUUUAAUAUCCAAUUUUGAGGGAUCGUUCUUUUGCUUGAUAGCGGCUGGUAUGGUUUGUUUGUGCUGUAAUCUUCUUCGGGUCGUGUCAUAUACCGAUAACAUUGGGCAACUUAUACUAUCUCUAAAUAUUUUAAUUAUUCUCUAUUUGUACUUGUUUCUAUCCAAUUAUACUGCACAAAAAAUUACAGAUCACAAUGAAUAUGUGUUUGUAACAAUAUAUAAUGUCCGUUGGUACAUGGCUCCAAUACGUAUACAGAAAAUGAUACUUUUUCUGCUGCAAAGGGGUAAUAAAAGUUUCCAUCUGAUUCUUGGUGGAGUAUUUGUAGCGUCCUUGCAAAGUGCCGCUUCGCUGACGAGUACUUCUAUAUCAUACUUCACUGUUCUUUAUUCUACCCGGCAAGAUUAAAAGUACCAUCAUACCAAAGUAAUUCUCAAUUAUUUUAAGUCCAAUGAACACGUACUGAUUGUCCGUGAAAGGUUCAGAUAUAGCAUUAUACAUAUUAUUCUCGUAGAAAAAGAAUCUCUAUUUUUAAUCAAAGAAAUUA